Molecule: messenger RNA, 871 nt
Organism: Colletotrichum godetiae
Lineage: Eukaryota; Fungi; Ascomycota; Sordariomycetes; Glomerellales; Glomerellaceae
Exons: 1
Coding region: 124-702 (192 amino acids)
Source: RefSeq, a predicted model, not a curated record
CCCUCCAUCAACUCUCAACUUCAACAACUCAAGACUCACAACGACUAACAACCGGAAAGAACACUCAAAACCUGAUAAGGCUAGUCUCAUUCUUUCUCUUUCUCUAAAUCCAUCGCCGAAACCAUGUCUCUCGACCCCUUUGACGACGUCCUCACCCUAGAAGACCAAUUCUUCUCAGAAGGCUUCCGCCAAGGCACCCAAGACGGCAUCCAAGCAGGCAAAAUCGAGGGCCGCUCCGUCGGCCUCGCAAAGGGCUACGAGAAAUUCUACGAGAGCGGCAGGAUACACGCCCGCGCCGUCGUAUGGGCCAACAGACUUUCCCUGCCCCAGAAGAACAGCAGUGCCGCCACCAGUACCACCACCGCCGCAAAGUCAUCAAGCUCCGGCGCUUCGGCUUCAGCCUCGGUCUCGGCCGAUCAACCUCACCCAUCAACAGAGUCAUCAGAUUCACAAAAUACAUGCUCCCUACCGCCGCUGGCACCCAACGCGAGACUAGAAAAGAACGUCACGACAGCGUUUGCGCUGGUUGAGCCGGACACGCUGUCCAAGGAGAACAGCGACGAGGCCGUCAAUGACUUUGAUGAUAGGUUGAAGAGGGCGCAGGGCAAGGUCAAGAUUAUUGAGCGCAUGACGGGGGAGGCGGUUUCUGCGCCGGAGGCUGCUGCUGCCGAUGUGAAGGUCCCGGAGGCCAAGGAGAUUUGAGAUUUCUGUUACUCGGGUAUUAUUUGUCGUCUUGUUAAGAAAGCAUGGGAGGCGGUUUUAGGCCACCUUUGUUAGAGGAUUUUGGCAAUAGCCACAUUAUGGGAAGAUACCCCCAACAGGUGAAUAGCACAGAGAGCUCUUGAGGUCGACCCUUUUCAAAAGUCUUGAG